Dissoconium aciculare CBS 342.82 is the source of this 390-nucleotide messenger RNA. RefSeq lists its product as uncharacterized. Bases 1 to 390 code for a protein of 129 amino acids. The transcript is spliced from 2 exons. The record is from RefSeq and is a predicted model, not a curated record. NCBI's taxonomy places the organism in Eukaryota, Fungi, Ascomycota, Dothideomycetes, Mycosphaerellales, Dissoconiaceae.
AUGCUUUUCCUCGCAGUCACCUCUGUCUUCGUGGCAGCAGCUGCUGCUCUACCAAGCACCCCUUUCGCGUAUCCAGAGGGUGUUACGGUGACCGAGUACCCCAAUGGACUGCCAGAGGAAUUGAAGCCCAGCAGUGAAGGUUCCGCUCUGGAGAAACGCGGUAACGCCGGAGUAUACGCUUGUAACGAGCGUAACUUCGGUGGUUUCUGUGUUCACCUUGUGGUCCAGGAGUACACAUGUGUCAACCUUGGACCGGACUCGAACGAUAAGAUCAGCUCGGUCGGCCCGGAUUCUCCAAAGUAUUGCCUGUUCUACUCGUACGUUGUUAAGAAUGAAGAUCGAGCCAAAGGUGUGCUCGCACAAUUCAAUGCACUAACGCUGAGCCAAUAG